AUGGACGUCUUCAAGAAGGGCUUCUCUAUUGCCAAGGAGGGUGUGGUGGGUGCCGUGGAAAAGACGAAACAGGGGGUGACGGAGGCGGCUGAGAAGACCAAGGAGGGUGUCAUGUAUGUGGGAGUCAAGACCAAAGAAGGUGUUGUGCAGAGUGUGACUUCAGUGGCUGAGAAGACCAAGGAGCAGGCCAAUGCCGUGAGUGAGGCCGUAGUCUCCAGUGUCAACACUGUGGCCACCAAGACGGUGGAGGAAGCGGAGAACAUUGCAAUCACCUCUGGAGUGGUGCGCAAGGAGGCCCUGAAGAAACCUGUCCCCUCACAGGAGGAUGAGGCCGCCAAAGAGGAAGAGCAAGUGGCUGAGGAGACCAAGAGUGGUGGAGAUUAG
Messenger RNA from Rangifer tarandus platyrhynchus (Svalbard reindeer), 384 nucleotides. The record is from the annotation of a GenBank genome assembly. Lineage: Eukaryota; Metazoa; Chordata; Mammalia; Artiodactyla; Cervidae.